Molecule: messenger RNA, 202 nt
Organism: Amoebophrya sp. A25
Lineage: Eukaryota; Dinophyceae; Syndiniales; Amoebophryaceae
Source: the annotation of a GenBank genome assembly
CGCUGUUUGGUCGAGACAAGUCGUCAGAAGAGCAGCAUCAAGUAGAGGCAUCUGCCAAUCAUGAUGGUGUCUUGCCCCGAGCACAAGCAGGAGGGUCAUCGAAUACUGGCAAUACGUCAUCAAGGGAUCAAUUUCUCUAUGAUCGGGGCUACAGAAUAAACAACAUCAGCGCAGGAGACCUGGAGUCGGACCAGCAAGGAGG